AUGCGCUUCAGCAUCAUCGCCGCCCUUGCAGGCAUAGCAUCCACGGCACCAACCGACGCUGAUCUACAAACCUUCAACUCAACUCUAACCGCGCGAACAGGCGCAGUAUACAAAGUCAAAGACCUAACUGGGCCCAGUCUCACCGGUAAAUUCCAAGCUGGGUUCACUGAUCUCGGCAUUCCCGCCCGCACGCCAGACGGACGCCUGAUAUUCGUUUGUGGCGACACAUUUGCCGAUCGAGUCGGCGGUGCGAAUUGGCGCGCCCCGAUCGGCUUAUAUUCAUCCAAUGCGAACCUCGACCAAGUGACGAUCGAUGGAUGUGUCGGUGGCGCUGCUGCUGUUGGUCUGGUUCCUGAAGGGCACCAGGGAGGAACUACUGCUAUUCCGUCUGAUGUAUUUGCUGCUGGGGGGAAGCUGUACAUGAAUCUCAUGCGAGGUGUCAUUUACAAGACGGACCACUCGGACUUUUGGGUCAGCGAAGAUAAUGGCAAUACUUGGACGUACUUGUUCCUCUGGCCUGGCAACAUGUACAAUUAUGCGUUUCAACAGAAGACUUGCGCCGUAGGUGACGACAACUACGUCUACUGCCUAUCCACCGUCUUCAACCGCGACCUUGUCUCCGAUCUCCUCCUCCACCGAGUUCCAGUCGGCAGUCUCGGCGACGCAAAUGCCUGGCAGCCAUGGGGCUAUGCCAGCGGCGCUUGGGCCUGGGGAAACCCGCCGACGACGAUUGCACCAGCACGCAGAUGGGGUGAGAUCUCGUGGCGGAACUUGGGCGGUGGUAAAUGGGUGUUUACGUGGUUGAACAUGGAGCCCCUGGGGAUUCACUACAUGGUCCUUAAUGGUCCGACGGAUAACUUGUUUGCUGCGCCGGAGAGGGUGCUCAUUUUACCGGCGGCGAACUUGCAGAGCGAGCAUGACAACUAUGUUGCGUCGCCGUAUGGGGGAUUUAUAUUCCCGGGGUCGACGGUGGAUAAGUUUGACUUUGCUGUGUCUCAGUGGAAUGGGGAUACGUAUCGGGUGAUGCAGUUUCGUGCUGAUGGGCUGUAA
Messenger RNA from Pochonia chlamydosporia 170, 1050 nucleotides. RefSeq lists its product as hypothetical. The transcript has 3 exons. Lineage: Eukaryota; Fungi; Ascomycota; Sordariomycetes; Hypocreales; Clavicipitaceae. The record is from RefSeq and is a predicted model, not a curated record. Bases 1 to 1050 code for a protein of 349 amino acids.